Molecule: messenger RNA, 1941 nt
Organism: Oldenlandia corymbosa var. corymbosa
Lineage: Eukaryota; Viridiplantae; Streptophyta; Magnoliopsida; Gentianales; Rubiaceae
Source: the annotation of a GenBank genome assembly
GUAGUACAACAAUUAUCAUUAGAUUAUUAAUAUCGCAAGAGACCCCACAACUGCAACUGCUAUAUAGUUUUGGGUAUAUAUGUGAUCAUCAUCACCAGGUGGGCCCAUUCAUGCAUGACCAUUCUUCCCCCUUCUCUCUCUCUCUCUCUGUCUCUGUGCCUCUAUGUAUUUCACCAAAGCCGUCAAUUCACACUCAAGUGUGUGUUGUGUUUGUGUAGUUUUAUUAUCUCCGUUUUUUCAUUUUUGAGAGAAACAGAGUGAGAGAGAGAGAGAGAGAAAAACAGAGCACUGUUGUUGCCGCAGGGGUUCAAGAUUCCGACUAAAACACCGUUUUAUUUAUGUGGGUUCUCCGGUGAUGUCAUUUUCCGGUGGAAGAACACCAUCGUGGUCGUCGUCGGUUUUGUAUUCAUAUCUGGUGGUUACGCUGAUGAUAAUUUCGGUUCAGCAAAUAUGGGUUGUUAGUGAAAACAGAGUUGGAGCCAUUCGGAUAUUUCCAGAAGAAGGCAGAGUAGCAUUGCAGCGGCAGAAUCAUCAUCAUCAUCGUCUAAUGAAAUCCAACGUUAGUCAGACAGAAAUCUUUCGCAAGUACUUCCACACACGAGUUUCUGAUCUCAACAGUUCUUCUUCUGCUUCUCCUCUUCAAACUGGUACUAAUUCUUUUCAAGAGAGUAAAAGAAGAGUUCCAAGUUGCCCAGAUCAACUUCACAACAAGUAGAUUCAAGAUUCUUUCUUUCUUCUUGUUUCAGUAAUUUUUUAGUUUAAUUUUUAAUUUUUUUGGGGGGUUUACCGGGGUUAGAUUUUCAUCCAAAAUACCCACGUUUUUCUCAUUAAUGAUUGAGAGAAGAUGUUUUUUGGGAGAUUACAAAGGGGCAAAACCGUGUGUAUUUUGGUGCUCUUUGCAAAGAUAUUUCCUUUCUUUCUUUCUUUCUUAGGCAGGUGAAAAGAAAGGAGAAAUUGAUGCCAAAAAAAAAAAGAGAAAAAUUCACAAUGUAAAUACAGAUUCAGCUUUAUUUAUUUUUUUUCCGGGUAGCUCUUAUAUAUUAUAUAAUGUUUGGAUCUUGUCCAGGCUUCUUGUUCAAUUUACUUCUCCCAGCUGAAUGUUGAUCAAAAUGCAGUUUUUAGUACUUAAAAUUCAAUUGGGAUGGAGGGAAACAAGAAGGAAGAAGGAAGAAUCACACUUUUUAUUAGAAAUCUAUACAUGUCAGUUUCGUGUAAAAUUUAGCCAAAUCAAACUAGAUACUUGUGUGUGUUGUGGUGUCUCUUUCGCUUUUUGACUGUUUCUGAUGCCCAAUUAAGCCAAAUGCAAAGUAUAGCUACUAGUUUCUUGGAAGCUUGAAAGUUGUAUGGAUUUUGGGUAACCAUAAUUUAUGCCUUUUUUAAAAGUGGUUCAGAGCUGUUUUACCCUUCGGGAAAUUUUGCUUUAAAGUGUAUUUGUCGUUGACACAGAUUUGGUAAGACUUCACUUUUUCCUUCUAUUUUGUAUGUAGUAGGAUAGCUAGGUAGCACACUAUAGUUUCCCAAAUGGGCAAAAGUUUCAUUUCAAUUCCAGCUCCUCGCUCUUAUAUAUAUAUUAUUGGUUUGCUUCUUCUUCACCUUUUCCCCUUCUUUUCUGACCAAAACUAUCGAUGUGAAAAUCUGUCAUAUGUCAAUGUAAUGUUGUAAACAUCAAUGAAAACUUCUCCUUUUUUCCUUUCUUUCUUUCUUGAUCAGAAUUCAGAAGAGCCCAUGUCGUCCAUCAAUCGAUCCCAGGCUGUGUUUGAUUGGUUACUUCAAUUUAAUGAAUUGAUAAUACACAAAAAUGGUUGCUGCACUUUAAUGAGUUAGAUAUAGCCUAAACCAUUUUUCUACCCGGGGAAAACGGGGAAUUGAUAAUGAGAUGUCAUGGAAUAGUAUAAGUUUGCUGGGAAAGGAACAAUUGUGUACAGUACAUUAAUAGUGGUA